Colletotrichum acutatum is the source of this 643-nucleotide messenger RNA. RefSeq lists its product as uncharacterized. The annotation marks the transcript as partial. Gene Ontology annotation, biological process: sulfate assimilation. The transcript has a single exon. Gene Ontology annotation, molecular function: 3'(2'),5'-bisphosphate nucleotidase activity. The record is from RefSeq and is a predicted model, not a curated record. Lineage: Eukaryota; Fungi; Ascomycota; Sordariomycetes; Glomerellales; Glomerellaceae.
AUGUCAUCCUACGCAAAGGAGCUCGAGGUGGCCCAGCUGGCCGUCCAGCGCGCCUCCAUUCUCACCAAGCGCGUCUUCCACGAAAAGGCAAAGGGCACCGUCGACAAGAACGACAAGUCCCCCGUCACCAUUGGCGACUUUGGCGCCCAGGCCCUCAUCAUCGCCGCCCUCCGCCACCACUUCCCCGACGAUGAGAUCGUCGCCGAGGAGGAGGCCGCCCAGCUGCGCUCCGAAUCCCAGCUCCGCGAUCAGAUCUGGGACCUCGUAAAGACCACCCAGCUCGACGACGCCGCCGCCGAAGCCUCCCUCGGCGGCGGCAUCGCCUCCGCAGAGAGCAUGAUGGACAUCAUCGACCAAGGGAACAGCAAGGGCGGCGCCGCCGGCCGCAUCUGGGCCAUUGACCCCAUUGACGGCACAAAGGGCUUCCUCCGCGGCGGCCAGUACGCCGUCUGCCUGGCCCUCAUGGUCGACGGCGACGUGAAAGUCGGCGUCCUCGGCUGCCCCAACCUCCCCGUCGACGACAAGGCGCCCCUCGCCGCCGACAUCGGCUCCAACGCAAACGACGACACGGGCUACGGCGUCAUCUUCUCCGCCGUCCUCGGCCAGGGCGCCACCUCGCGGCCCCUCCGCACCGGCGCCAUCG